Oryctolagus cuniculus (rabbit) is the source of this 5199-nucleotide messenger RNA. The record is from RefSeq and is a predicted model, not a curated record. Lineage: Eukaryota; Metazoa; Chordata; Mammalia; Lagomorpha; Leporidae.
CGCGCCGGGGGCGGGCUCGCUGCGCGUGCCGGGCAGGAGGCGGCGCGGGCCGGCGCGGAGGACGUCCGCCGCGGGGGCGGCUCCGGGGCCUGAACAGCAGCCGCCGCCGCCGCCGCUGCCGCAGUCUCAGGCGAGGGGGGCCGGGCAGGAGACGCGGAGGAGGUUGCGGCCGCGCGGGCCCUCGCCGACGCCCCCAGCUUCGAGCCAGGUGGGGAGCCCGCGGCGGCUGCGGCGGCCCGGCCGGGGAGGGGCGCUGAGGCGGGUGCCGGGCGAGGCAGGAUGAUUGAGGAGAGCGGGAACAGGCGGAAGACCAUGGCCGAGAAGAGGCAGCUGUUCAUCGAAAUGCGUGCUCAGAAUUUUGAUGUCAUCCGACUGUCAACGUACAGGACAGCUUGCAAGUUACGAUUUGUACAGAAACGAUGCAACCUCCACCUCGUUGAUAUCUGGAACAUGAUUGAAGCCUUCCGAGACAACGGCCUUAAUACCCUGGACCACACAGCUGAGACCAGUGUGUCCCGCCUGGAAACCGUCAUCUCCUCCAUCUACUACCAGCUGAACAAGCGCCUUCCCUCCACCCACCAGAUCAGCGUGGAGCAGUCCAUCAGCCUCCUCCUCAACUUCAUGAUCGCAGCAUACGACAGUGAGGGCCGAGGCAAGUUGACGGUAUUUUCAGUUAAAGCUAUGUUAGCAACCAUGUGUGGUGGAAAAAUGCUGGACAAAUUGCGAUAUAUUUUCUCACAGAUGUCAGAUUCCAAUGGCUUAAUGAUAUUUAGCAAGUUUGACCAGUUUCUGAAGGAAGUGCUGAAGCUCCCGACAGCUGUCUUCGAAGGACCGUCCUUCGGCUACACGGAGCACUCAGUCCGCACCUGUUUCCCGCAGCAGAAGAAGGUAAUGCUCAACACGUUUCUAGACACGAUGAUGGCCGACGCUCCGCCCCAGUGCCUUGUCUGGCUGCCGCUCAUGCACAGGCUCGCACACGUCGAGAACGUCUUCCAUCCCGUGGAGUGCUCCUACUGCCGCUGUGAGAGCAUGAUGGGCUUCCGGUACCGAUGCCAGCAGUGCCACAACUACCAGCUCUGCCAGAACUGCUUUUGGCGCGGCCAUGCCAGCGGCAGUCACAGCAACCAGCACCAGAUGAAGGAGCAUUCCUCUUGGAAAUCCCCUGCAAAGAAGCUGAGCCAUGCAAUUAGUAAAUCUUUGGGGUGUGUGCCCACCAGAGAGCCCUCGCAUCCUGUGUUUCCUGAGCAGCCAGAGAAACCACUGGAUCUUGCACAUAUAGUUCCUCCCCGCCCUCUGACUAAUAUGAAUGACACCGUGGUUAGCCACACGUCCUCCGGAGUGCCCACGCCCACCAAGAGGUCACAGUGCAGCCAGGGUGUAGCCGGUGCCUUGGCCGAUGAGCAUGCGCUGAUAGCCUCCUAUGUGGCCCGUCUGCAGCACUGUGCACGCGUCCUGGACAGUCCUAGCCGACUGGACGAGGAGCACCGGCUGAUAGCGCGCUACGCUGCCCGGCUGGCUGCAGAGGCAGGAAACACGACUCGACCUCCCACGGACCUGAGCUUCAACUUUGAUGCCAACAAACAACAAAGACAGCUCAUCGCAGAACUGGAAAACAAGAACAGGGAGAUCCUGCAGGAGAUCCAGCGCCUGCGCCUGGAGCACGAGCAGGCGUCGCAGCCCACGCCUGAGAAGGCGCAGCAGAACCCCACGCUGCUGGCCGAGCUGCGGCUGCUGAGGCAGAGGAAAGACGAACUGGAGCAGAGGAUGUCAGCGCUGCAGGAGAGCCGGCGUGAGCUGAUGGUGCAGCUGGAGGGGCUGAUGAGGCUGCUGAAGGAGGAAGAGCAAAAGCAGGCAGCGCAGGCCGCGGGGUCCCCGCACACGUCACCCACUCACGGAGGUGGCCGCCCCAUGCCCAUGCCCGUCCGCUCCACGUCAGCCGGCUCCACGCCCACCCACUGCCCGCAGGACUCACUGAGCGGCGUCGGCGGAGACGUGCAGGAGGCGUUCGCACAAGGUACGAGGAGAAACCUGCGCAGUGACCUGCUGGUGGCUGCCGACUCCAUCACCAACACCAUGUCAUCCCUGGUGAAAGAGCUCCGAUCAGGGCUGGGGCUUCCACGGCGUCCAGGAAGCGAGUGGCCCCUUCCUGCGCGCCGUGCUCGCUCGCGCCAGGGCCCGCCUCGUCUCCGUUCACUCGUCGUGUGCUUCGGAGCACCCGGCAGUAGCUGCAGAAGGUUAUUCAGUAGAAACCUGGGCAGCUUUUUCACAGCCAUUCCAACACGUACACCUCGACUGAGACAGCCCUGGCAGAAGAAGAUGCAGACGAAGAAGACGACAAGAUGCAGAACGGCAAAGACAGAGGUUAGCAGAGCAGCGGGCACACAGAGAAGCCCGGCCCGCAGGACGAGGAGCACGCCGGCCCCGACACGACGAAGGCACGGGCGUCCGCCCGGAGGCGCAUUCCUGCCCGGCCCGCCGCCGCCGCCGCACACCUGCACCGGGCCUGCGGGCGCCGGGCGGAGCGCGGGGACGCGCGAGCCGGCGCGGGGCAGGGGCUCGCCCGGGCGCCGGAACUGGCCCCGGAGGUUGGAAAGAGAAAAAAGAAAAGGCACGGAGCGUUGUCGUGUGUGCUUGUGCGUGCGUGCGUGUGUGUCGGUUCUGACGGGGCGCCCCAGCGCGGGCGGGACCUCCGCGAACCCACGCCUCCCUCCGCCAGGGGGCGCUCGGGGGGGCGCCGUUCCCACGCAGCCGCUCCCCGCGGGCUUGCGCGCAGCUCGGGCACGUGACGCUCAGUCCAAUUCCUGGUGAUUUUCAUUUAUUUUUUUUCCCUCCUCCCCGGGUUCCAGGAUGUUAUUUUUAGUAGAAGAGCUGCUAUAAAUAUUUAUAAAGGGCAGCGGCUGGAAUGAAGUGAGAGGCCCCACGGCCGGCUCUGCGACCCCUGGUCUAAGGUCCGCGCAGCCCGUGGGGGUGGAGCACCCCGAAACCUGGAGGAGUGGCAGGGGCAGCAUUAGGUGUCCCCACCUGUCCCCUCCACCUGCCCCUUCUCCCACGCCCUCCCCCCACACACACAUCUUCACGGCUCUGAGAACUGGGCUCGAAUUGUGGGGGCAGGGGAGACCCUUGUCCUCCACCCCUGCCUGUCCCCACACGGAUCGGGCAGGCAGGCAGAGGAGGGAAAAAAAGUGGGCUUGUCCACGUUCAGCAGACCGGGGGGGGGGCGGAGGAGGGUGCGCCACCCGUGGAAGGUUCCAGGGGUGCUGGGUGGGAUUGGGGAUCAGGGUGCGACAGGUCUCAGCGGUGACCCGGCUCGGCCCCUGUGCCUUCCCCACGACCCUGGCCUCCCUGGCCCCUGAGGACAGCACAUCCCCACCAGGGCAGAGAAAGCUAAAGGCGCCGUCAGGCUGACAGCGCAGUGUCCCCUCGCCUCCGCGGGUGGGUGCCGGCCCGGGCGCGGGCUGUGCGGGGCGCGCCACCCGCGGCCUCUCUCAUUCCGCCUUCUGCAAAGAGCAGCGUUCCUCUCUUCUCGGUCCUGGCCGCCUGUUGGUGGGGAUGCGGUGGGCGCCCGCUGUAGCGUUGUUGACAGGUGAUUUCUUGUGGAGCUGCGGUAGCCGCUGUCGCCGUCUGCAGCCUGGCCUGGAGCGCGGAUGCUCUUCCUGCGCCGGGCACGUCCUCCUGGCUGGCUGCGGCCGUUUCGGAGUGUAGCCUCCACGGGUGACCUGACCCCCACACACUCUCCCCCGCCCCGCUGAGACCCUGCACGGGUACUGAUUGCAUCCCAGGUCGGGACGUAGCCGCAGCCCCCCUGAGCUCUGGCCUAUGGCUCCCAGCCCCCCUGAGCUCCUGGGCAGGUGCACAGCCCUCGCACCUGCUGGCUGGGCCUUUCAUCCCCUUGCAGACCCCUCUUCUGCCUUGCUCCGUGGUCCAUGACAGCUUCAGGAAGGUACCGUUGCUAUGGCAAUGCCAGCAGCCCUCUGAAUUCCUACUGCACCUUCGGAGGAAAAGGGCCCUGAAGAGGCAGUCGGCAGAUGCCGGUCCGCUGGGGCCUCAGCGCACCACCAGGGGUCAGGUGACCAGAGCAAGGCAAGACAGUAAAUACAGCAGCAAACCCCGUGCCUGGGCACCCCCAUGUGGGGACGAGGACGCGAAAGGUUUCCUACCUGCAGUUCUGCAUGGCUCUCAAGCCCACAUCACAGCCCCAGGAGGGCUCGUGAACUUCCGGGUGGCUUGGCUGUGCCUCGGGAGCUGCGGGUGCAGCCCGAGCACCUGCAGCUGUAGCCAGCUCCCAGAUGGCAGAGGUGCGGUUGGUCCGAGACCCCACAGUGGGAACCGCUGCAGUGUGCCGAGGAGGGAAGGAUCCUAGGUGCAGGAAGCCCUCGCCAGGCAGGUGGAGAUUGGCCAGAGCCAGUUGUCUGCACUGGAGGAAGACGAGAGAGGGCCUCGGGAGCCAGGGGCCCCGGGAAUGUCUGUGGGGCUGAUGACCCUCACACUGAGCUUCUGUUGGUCCCCACAGUCCAUGAUAAACACAGAUCUGAGACGUGGACAGGGGCCAGCCCUCAGGCAGGGCCCGUGAGAGAGUAGCAAGGCUGCCCAGAGGUAGGGUGUGUCCAGUACAGACCUGCAGUGGGGUGGGGGUGGGGGUGCCAGAGGCCGCCUGGCUCAGGCACUGACCCCUGCAGUUGUAGCUCCACACCGAGGUGCUGUCCCUAGGAUGCAUCUCCCACACUGCACAGCGUGGAGCCUCCCGGUGAGCUGCCACCUGCCGCCAUCUCUCAUGGGUGUUACGGGUCAAUGAGAGUAGACAGUUCCUAUGGAAACCAAGACCUGGUUAUGGGCCGGCACCGCGGCUCACUAAGCUAAUCCUCCGCCUUGAGGCGCCAGCACACCGGGUUCUAGUCCCGGUCGGGGCGCCGGAUUCUGUCCCGGUUGCCCCUCUUCCAGGCCAGCUCUCUGCUGUGGCCAGGGAGUGCAGUGGAGGAUGGCCCAGGUGCUUGGGCCCUGCACCCCAUGGGAGACCAGGAAAAGCACCUGGCUCCUGCCAUCGGAUCAGCGCGGUGUGCCGGCCGCAGCACACCGGCCGCGGCGGCCAUUGGAGGGUGAACCAACGGCAAAGGAAGACCUUUCUCUCUGUCUCUCUCUCUCUCUCACUGUCCACUCUGCCUGUCAAAAAAAUAAUCAUAAUAAAAGACCCGGUUAUGAGCA